AUGGAACUGAUGAUGAGCUUCGGCGGUAGAGUCAAAGGAGAAGACGGCUUUCCUGCGGUUAAAAUGGAAGACAUGGCCCUGAGAGAGGCGGCGUCUGCGGGGAUUCACGGCGUGGAGGAGUUUCUUAAACUGAUGGCACAAAGUGAAACGACGGAGAAUCAGACGGAGAUAACGGCGGCGGCGGACGUGGCCGUGAACAGCUUCAAGAAGGUGAUUUCUCUGCUCGGUAGAUCUACAAGCGGACACGCCAGAUUCAGGCGAGGCUCGUUUACGCAGACGGAGGAGAAGAAGAAGCUAGAACCGUCCGUGUUUAGCAGACACAAAACAGGGCAAUACAAUGGAUCUGCGUUUAGGGUUUAUUGUCCAACUCCAAUUCAUCCUUUGUCACACGACCAGAAUAAGACAAAGAACGGUUCGUGUUCGAGUAAUCAGAUGUCAUCAGGAUUCCAGUUCACUAACACAUCACAGGUAUCGGGUUCGAUGGCUAAACCUCCGCUUUCGUCAAAGAGAAGGUGUAAUUCCUCAUCCUCCAGCCGUUGCCAUUGUUCCAAGAAAAGGAAUUCCAGAGUGAAAAGAGUGAUAAGAGUUGCUGCGGUGAGCAUCAAAAUGGCUGAUAUUCCAUCAGACGAGUAUUCGUGGAGAAAGUACGGUCAAAAACCCAUCAAAGGUUCCCCUCAUCCGCGGGCGUAUUACAAAUGCAGCAGCGUAAGAGGGUGUCCCGCGCGUAAGCACGUGGAGCGUGCACUAGACGACCCAAUGAUGCUCAUCGUCACGUACGAGGGAGACCACAACCAUGCUUUGGUGCUCGAGACGCAUCCCCACAAAACUCUUUAA
This is a messenger RNA of Arabis nemorensis, 834 nucleotides long. The record is from the annotation of a GenBank genome assembly. NCBI's taxonomy places the organism in Eukaryota, Viridiplantae, Streptophyta, Magnoliopsida, Brassicales, Brassicaceae.